Messenger RNA from Agelaius phoeniceus (red-winged blackbird), 4097 nucleotides. NCBI's taxonomy places the organism in Eukaryota, Metazoa, Chordata, Aves, Passeriformes, Icteridae. The record is from RefSeq and is a predicted model, not a curated record.
CGCAUCCGCCGGUGCCGGGAUCCGUGGCGCCCCCAGCGGGGCAGGGGCGGCUGCCGCGGCCCUCACGGCGGGGCUGUGGAGCAGCGUCGUGUGGGUCUCCAGUGUUUGUCCAUCAGCACGAAAAGUGCUCAGGGUACAGUUACCUGCUGAGGGGAAUCUCGUGCAGUAAAACUCCAGAAAAAUCUUUUCAAAAUCUCUGAUGAUGGAUGAAAUCCAGCACCCACCUGAGCAUCAAGUUCAUGCAGCUGGACAAUCUGUUGCUCCCCUGUCUGCAGCACAUGAAUUUCAGGACAGAGGUCAUGACAAGCCAGGUCAAGAUGGGUAUACCCAGAGUCAAAGAAGAAUGUUACAAAAAUUCCAAAGCAGAUACCUAGCAAGGAAGUUUUUCUAUCUGUGGGCAAAAAUGACAUUUGGACAAGUUCUCCCUUCCAAAGCCAGAUGUUUCUAUGAUCAGAAGAUUCUUCAAAAGACUUUUGGAGAGUGGAAGGAGCAGUGGACAGUUUGCAGAGAAAAGAAGCUCAGCCUGAGAGCAGACAACCAUUACAGGCAUUUACUCCUUAAUUUGAUAUUCAAGGCUUGGAGAACUUAUGUAUGCCAACAGCAAGGCAAGAGGAACAAGAAUUAUGUUGCAGAGUCUCAUGCAAAGAGGCAAACUCUGCUCAGGACCUGGCAGCACUGGCUGGUUUAUGUUGAUGUUCAAAGGACAAAGCAUGGGAUGCAGGCUGUGGCACUGGCAUUCAGGAGAAGAAGCUGCUUGAGCAUUUCAUGGGCAGUGUGGAGAAGACAACACUACCAGAAAUGCACUGGACAUAAAAUGAAUAUUUUGGCUCUGCAGCAUUGGGCCCAGAGCCUGCAAUUUCGAGCUUGGUUGCAGUGGCGAGAGCUGUAUUUACACACCCAGAAUGAAAAGCAGAAGGACACCAGGGCAGUAACUCACCAUCAGCACUGGGAACUGAGGAGAUGCAUGGGAGCAUGGCUGGGAUACCUGAACCUCCACAGAGUAAAGAAAUGCCAGAAUGAGCUGGCCCAGGAGUUCCACCGGAGCAGGAGGCUCCGGAGCUGCUUCUCCCAUUGGCAGCUGGCAUGGGAGUGCAGGAGAAGAAUGUGUGCUCACGGGAGGGACCUGGAAAAACGAGCAGCAAGGAUGGCCCUGUGGAGAGCCUUUGCACACUGGAAGCAUUAUGUUGUGCUGUGUGUGGAAGAGGCUCAGCAGUGUGAGCUGGCUGAAAAGCACUACAAGAGUCACCUGCUGGAACUUGGCCUUAGGGGUCUUCAGCAGAAUGUCCUGGACACUCGUCUUCAGCGAAUGAGAGCAAAUCUGUCAUCCUGUCAGCAUCGAGUUACUGUGCUGCAGAAGUAUUGGAACCGCUGGAAGUCCCGUUUGGAAGAGAAGGAGGAAGAACAGCAGCAGGCCUUAACAGCAGUGGCUCAUGCCCGUUACAGGAGAGUAUUGAUGAGACAGGUGUUUGACACAUGGCUGCUGAAGACCUGCAAGCUGCAAGGGUAUCGAAUGGGGGAGAACAAGGCUGUGCUCCAUUUCCAAGGGCGGCUCUUGCGCUGCUGCUGGUCCUGCUGGCGGGGAAGAGCAGCCGCACGUCUGGAGGAGCAGGAGGGCUUGGCUCGUGCAGGAGAGCACUACAGUAACCAGCUGCUGCUAAAGGCCUUCUGUCUGUGGAAACAGAAGACUCAGGAGAGAGAAACAGAGAGGCUCAAGGAGACAGAAGCGUUAAGAUUUCACUGUUCAAAGUGUCUGCAGCAGACUUGGAACAAGUGGAGAGAGUACGUGGGACAUAAGCGUGAGAAAUGGAGGAAGCUGGUGCAGGCAGACCUGCAUUAUCAACAUGUAUUGCUGGGCAAGACCUUGGCAGCUUGGAAGAUUUACCAACAAAACAUACAGUGCAUUCUGUAUCAAGUAGCUGAGAAGGAGAAACAUCACACUGGACUGCUGCUGCGAGAGGUGGUGUAUACGUGGAGAGAAAAUGCUCAUGCUCUUAUACAUGAAUCUGAGGCAACUACUCGGGCAGAUGAGCACUACAGGAGAGCAAUCCUGUCAAAGGUGCUGCUGCAGUGGAGAGACACAGCCUGGCUACGAGCGUGUCACCGCCACCUGAAGGUGACAGCUGUGCUGGAGGCCAGAAAACAGCUGGAUUUAGUGCGUUUACAGAGUCUGUUCCUGCACUGGAGGGAAUUAAUGAGGGAUUCUCUGAUGCUGAGGGCUCAGCACCGCAGGGCAGCACAGCACCACCAGCAGCACCUGCUCCACAAGUACCUGGUGAAAUGGAAACAUUAUCAUCAGCAGUGCCUUGGGAAAAAGCUGCUGCAGAGAAGGGGAGAUGAACUCAUGACUCACAGACUUUGCUCUGCUUCCUUCUCUUGCUGGAAAACUCGGCUGUUGCAGCAGCAAUGGGAAAAGCAGAAGACAGUGCAAGCAUUGUGGCACUGGUCCCUUUCAGUGCAGAGAAAGGUAUUUGAUGCUUGGCUCAGGUUUGCCAAGGGGCAGCAGGAGAAGAAAGAUGGCAUUGAAAAAGUCACAGGAGUUCACCACACAACUCCUUUGAGAGAAGGUGUAACCUGUGCCUUGAGAAACACUGCUGCCAUCAAACAGCUGCAGGGACAGCUCCAUCCUCAGCCCCAGCUGGAGAAGCAAGUGACAUUUAAAAGGCCUGAUGUUAGUCCAGAGACAAGAGGGCAUUCAUCAGAGGAAGAGCCAUGGCCUUCAAAAUGCAGGCAUCUACCACUUCACCCUGCUGAGGAGGGCUCAGUGCUCCGUGGCCUAAAUGCCAUUCAACGAGCCAGGUUACCACCACGGAAGCCUGACUUCCCUCUGGAAUCUCUAGAAAGCAAGGAACUGCUGGGAUUGCCUUUUACUAGGUCAGAGGUGCCCUUUCAGCAAACAUCUGGGAAUAAAUGUCCUGCACAGACUGGGAACUUAAUGCUGACACCUCACACAGAAGAAAGUACCUGUAAAUGUCUGUCUCAGAUGGACAAUGCUGCUCAGCCCCAUCCCUCUCUCACUUGUGCUUCUCUCCCCACAUGGGCACAGGACAUGCACCGAGCUGGGCAGGGGCCAGAGCUGUGGUCUCCUGCAUCUUUCAUGUCCCACAUGAGAGCUGGCUCAGCAGAGAGAGGAGGUCAGCCUGCCAAUGGUCACAAAGGAGCCCAUUCUCAAGACUCCCAACAGAAUUCUGUGGAGAAGAAGUUGCCCCCAAAUUUGCAGCCACAUUUGCUCUCAUCUGAAGACUUGGUGGGAAAAGGGAGUCACCAGACUGCAGCUGAAGGGGAAAAGAGGGAGCACAGAUCCAGAGAAGAAACGAUGUUGGAGAGAAAGGUGGAAGUUGAACUCUGGCAUAUCCAGCAGCAGAUGCAGUACUACUACAGCAGGAAGCAGGAACUCAAGUGCUGUCAGCAGCAGGCAGAGAUUCUGCAGCAGUGGCUGGAAAUGAGCAAGCAACCAGGAGCCCAAGAUGGUGUGCAAGGAGUUCAGGAAGAAUUGGGUCAGGUGCAGGUGAGGAUCAGCACUCUGACCAAAGCACAGCUGGCUGAGAGGCAGCACGUGCAGGCCUUGCUUGCCCGCCUGCGAGACAUCCAGCUCGCCCUGGAUCUGUAGGAUCUACAACUUCCCAGCUCAGGGGUAGGACUUUUUGCCCCUUUCAUAGCAGGGGACAAUGGAAGAGAUGUAUCCAUUCACUUAGUUCUAUGUAUGGAAUUUAUAUUUGAUAAAUUAAGUGAAAAGAAUUUUGCUUUUUUAAUUGUUACUGUAGCUGGAGCUACAUCUACCUCAUGCUGUCCUUGCAAUACCUGGUUUAGGUUACCUGUCAUGCCACAAAGAUAAGCAACACAAAUAAGACUCUUUAUUUCAAAAUGUUUGCAAUUAAAUGAGUUCAUGUCAGUAAGUCAUACACUUUGACAUACAAAAAUACCGUGCUACUGAUACAGUUGAAUUAAAUGGAUUCUCCAUGCAGGAGAAAUUCACAGCAUUAUCAGUACCCUCGAGGAACUUUUUCACUCCUGGGGUGCAUUGCUGGCCCCUGCAUCACAAGCAAUGUUGGUUUAUUAGCUCGUUCUGCACAGUAUUAAAACCAUCAUACCAACAGCCA